ACAAUAUCCUUAAGUUUUUCAUUUAUGUGAUAUGAGGUUAAUUCAGAGUAGUUCGCCUGUGAAUGCAAAUACAUUCAGUAGUGGUAAUCUUUUUCAAUAUUUCAACUACGUAAAGUUGUGAUACAGCAUUGGGUACAUAAAUGUUUAUAUGGAUUUAUAUAAUAGAAGUUCCACAUAAAAGAGUAACACAAAUUAACAUAAACAUAACAUUAACUCUGUGGGCGUCCGUAAAAACUCAUUUGGACGCAUGUAACAUCACGAAUUGCAUGGUUCGCUUGUUACAAUGUUCUAAUUGACGUUUGUAAAUUUAUUGUGCAAUCUUUAAUACAGACCGUCAGGCAUCAGGAUAAAUCCAAGCCUUUUUGUGGAAUCGUGUGUAAGUCCCAAGGCAAGACUAUAUCGAGAUUUUAUCAUAUUUCGGAGAGCUUGUUCUCCAUUAUGCAAAUGGGAAGUGGUCAUGACUUGCAGGCGUUUGUGGUGCUCGUGCUGACGUUCUCUGUGUGCACGGCUCACGUGACGCUAACAUACCCACCCGCUCGGAAGUACCCGUUCGACUUCAUGGACGUACAAAGAACCCCCGGACCCUGUGGCAUGUCGAAAGGCCUGGGUCCAGUAACAGACUUGAUUGCCAAUGACACCAUCAUUGUCACCUGGCACUUGGCGUAUCCGCAUAGGGGCGGUUACCGGCUUUCGCUUCUCAAUGCGAGCGAAGAAGUGAUCCACUCAUUCACCAACGGAGCCUUCGUAAACGAGAAUGAUCCUACACGGCUGUCGCACGCGGUGGUCGUGCCAAAUAUAGAAUGCCGAAACUGCUCCCUGCAGCUGCUCCGCCGCGCCGGCGAGUGGUUAACCAACUGUAACGGCGGCCAGUACGACUUCUACACAUGCGCAGACGUCAACAUCGUGCAAGCUAACCCAGGAAAUGUGCCCAUGUGUUCAAGCCACGGUAUAAUGCGAAACGCCUCAUGCACAUGUGACCACCUCUGGACCGGAAACAAGUGCCAGUACAAAGAAGAGUGUAUGUCGGACAGCGACUGUCAGAACGAAGGUCGCUGUAAGAUAGGCAUGUCCACACGAUACCCCAAGAACCACUGCUACUGUAAACAGGGAUACUUCGGCAGGAGGUGUGAGAAAGUGUCAUCUGUGAGCACUUUACGGAACCUUGACCUUAACCAGUAUAUUCCCGCCAGCGUCCCGGGAGUCGACGACUACAUGAUUUACCGACGUAUACUCGAGGAUACAGACGAGAUUGAGGUGGUACUGCGAGUGAGGACAGACUCCUGGGUCGGUUUCGGCUGGAGACCAACAGAUUACCGUAGCGGAUGUAAGCGGAUAUUCCCGGAACUUCCCCCCUACCCAAAUCUGCCAGAUGACGGGGUUUCCGGUGAAGGUGAAGGUGAAGGAGAAGGAGAGGGUGAAGGUGAGGGAGAGGCAGAGGGGUCGACGACCGAGUGGUGUCCCAAGGGCUGCAAUGUCUCCAAGCUGACCUGGAGCUACAAUGCCACCAGCCUCACUGUGAAUGUCGUGUUCCAGGGCAUCUCUGACUUCAUGACCAAUUGGAUUGGAGUCGGAAUCUCAAGCGAUCAACAAAUGUUUCAGUCUGAUGCGAUAUUGCUGUAUGCGGGUGACCAAGGACUCGUGAUCUCUGACAGAUUCCUUGGACCAAACAGGGCACCGCCAACCGUGGACGGGAACCAAAACGUGAUUCUCGAAUCAGCGAAUCUCAGCGAUGGCGUCGUUAAUUACACGUUUUCACGUGCUCUCGACACGGGAGACAGCACCGACAUGCGGAUCACAAACGACACGUUUUACCUACUAUUUGCCUUCGGACCGAAAUCAGGAAACACAAUAAAUUAUCAUCAAGAAAAAUAUUUCUCUCCAGAGCUGUGCCUUUCCCAAUCCUGUGCCGAAGCACUUGCCGAAGGAGAAGGCGAGGGCGAGGGAGAAGACGAUGGAGAGGGCGAUGGAGAGGGUGAAGGAGAGGGUGAAGGUGAAGGUGAAGGCGAGGGAGAGGCAGAGGGGUCGACGACCGAGUGGUGUCCCAAGGGCUGCAAUGUCUCCAAGCUGACCUGGAGCUACAAUGCCACCAGCCUCACUGUGAAUGUCGUGUUCCAGGGCAUCUCUGACUUCAUGACCAAUUGGAUUGGAGUCGGAAUAUCAAGCGAUCAACUAAUGUUUCAGUCAGAUGCAAUAUUGCUGUACGCGGACGAGCAAGGACUCAUGAUCUCCGACAGAUUCCUUGGACCAAACAGGGAAGCGCCAACAAUGGACGGGAAUCAAAACGUGAUUCUCGAAUCAGCGUACCUCAGCGCUGACCUCGUUAAUUACACGUUUUCACGUGCCCUCGACACGGGAGACAGCGCCGACAUGCGGAUCACAAACGACACGUUUUACCUACUAUUUGCCUUCGGGUCAAAAUCAGGAAAUGCAAUAAAUCCUCAUCAAGAAAAAUAUUCCUCUCCAGAGCUGUGCCUUUCCCAAUCCUGUGCCGACGCACUUGCAGAAGGAGAAGGCGAAGGAGAAGACGAUGGAGAUGGCGAUGGAGAGGGCGAAGGAGAGGGCGAAGGCGAGGGUGAAGGCGAAGGCGAGGGAGAAGCGGAGGGGUCGACGACCGAGUGGUGUCCCAAGGGAUGCAAUGUCUCCAAGCUGACCUGGGGCUACAAUGCCACCAGCCUCACUGUGAAUGUCGUGUUCCAGGGCAUCUCGGACUUCAUGACCAAUUGGAUUGGAGUCGGAAUCUCAAGCGAUCAACAAAUGUUUCAGUCUGAUGCGAUAUUGCUGUAUGCGGGUGACCAAGGACUCAUGAUCUCCGACAGGUUCCUUGGACCAAACAGGGCACCGCCAACCAUUGACGCGGGUCAAAACGUGAUUCUCGAGUCAGCGUAUCUCAGCGCUGACGUCGUUAAUUACACGUUUUCACGCGCUCUCGACACGGGAGACAGCGCCGACAUGCGGAUCACAAACGACACGUUUUACCUUCUUUUUGCCUUCGGAUCGAAAUCAGGAAACACAAUAAAUUAUCACCAAGAAAGAUAUUUCUCUCCAGAGCUGUGCUUUUCUCAAUCCUGUGCCGACGCACAUGCUGAAGGAGAAGGAGAAGGCGAGGGCGAGGGUGAAGGAGAAGGAGAGGGCGAAGGAGUGGGUGAAGGAGAGGGUGAAGGCGGUGGUGGAAGUUGUGGCGCCCAAUUUGCUGGAACAAGUUCAACGACGGGCGACGGUAUUCACGCCAUGGACUGCACUGACAUUGUGAUCGGGUCGGCUGUGGGGCAGUUAUCCAGGGUGGGGGAUUACUACACCCGGGACCGCUCCACACCCUUGGCCGACACCGAGUAUGGCGGCACCGACAGCCUCACAGCCGCUAUUGGCGAGGAGAACGGCGGCUACACCACAAUACUCUUCAGAAAGAAGGUAAAUGCAAACGACCCGGCAGAUCACAGCAUACUUCCGGGAGCUAUGCAUGUGAUCUGGGCGCGCGGGCAGCCGGCCGGAAACUACCACCACGUGCCCAACUCGGGGCUUGAACACUCGGGCUCCAACCCAUCCAUCCCGAACUACUACUAUCGGGACGAGCUCAAAUACCACGGGAGGGACACUAGCAACUCGGCGUACGGACAUCGCGGAUUCUUUACUCUAGACUUCUAUGAAGACCCGCGGUCGUCAGGCGAUGGACAGGGAUGUAACGGGGCGUACAACAGCCCGACGGGAUCGUUCAGCGCCUCCUGGGUGUUUAACGAGACCACUGGGGUCAUAACCUUCACAGUCGGGGCCGACAUUCAGGUCAACCAAUGGAUGGCUAUCGGACUAAACGCUGAGAACAGAAUGUUUGGUGCCGAUGGGUAUAUGGCAUGGAUGGAUGGAAACGGGUCGCCAGUCGUCUCGGACAGGCAUCUGAGUACGAACAGCUACGUGCAACCAAUCGCAGAUGAUGAACAAAACGUCAACGUCAUAUCUGGUAACGUUACUAACGGGAGAACGUACGUUACAUUCUCGCGUACACUAGACACGGGGGAUGACGUCAACGAUUUUAUUUUCGACGGUUCGGCGUGCGCUUACCUCCUAUUCAGCUGGGGAGGCACGAUUACAGUGGGAGGAGGGGUCAGCGCGACCUUGACCCAGCACGCGCAGAGGGAGGCCCCCGGAAUCAUCCAGUGCUUUAAAGACUGCGACAAGGCAGUUACUGUGAGUGUGGAGCGCGAGGUGCCGUUCAUGAUUGUCCUGUCACAGUUGCUAUGGGACAAUCGCUAUGACAACCCCAACUCGGAACAGUUCGCAGAGCUCAGGGACUAUGUUUUACCAAGGCUUGAGUCGGUAUUCGAAGGAUUGCAAGGAUUUAAAUCUGUCAAAAUUUACCGCUUCCGAGCCGGAAGCGUGCAUGUUGACGCCGCCGUGGUUCUAGAACGUUCGGGCGAGAAAACUUCUGACGUUGAAAGCGCAAUGAAGACGGACGUUGACAAUGCCAUCAAGAACGACAUCCUGGAACCUGGCUCACUCGGCGACUAUGCCGUUGGUCAAAUGUACAACGUCGGCAAUCCCAAACCAGUGAGUUCACCUCCCCGACCUGACGUACCGGUUGAUGAUAAAGACGAAAUCGGGACGCUUGAGUACAUCAUCAUUGGGGUCGUCAUCGCCGGCUUAUUGUUCCUCACUCUGCUCGUAAUUGGCACCUUUGUCAAACGCCGGCUUGCCGCAAGUCCAACGGAAGAUAUACCAAAGAAUUACCACUAUACUGGUCAGAGUGGUACGUAUUACCAGGCGUACGCAAAUCCACCCAUGGAGCCGACGUCCUACCACCACUCGUCGACCGGAAAUGGUUCAACCGCCAACUGGAAACACCAACCAAAUCAGCCUGCAGUGUUCUUAAACGGUGGUUACGAACACAUACACCAUCCCGCGCAACUCAAUAACGUUGGUUACGCGGAGCUCCAUCUUGACGGCUCCCUGGUCAGCGGGAAAACGGUGCCGGGUGAGCAGGUUGGUCAGGGUGCGUACGUUACUAGGGGAUAUAACGGAACGGACGUGGCGUACAAGAAGACGGAUGAUCAGGGCGAUGUCUACAUAAAAUAUGUGCCCCAUUCUGAGAGUGAAAACGCCAAAUAUGUGUACAUGUAAAUAAAGAAGAUGACACUAUGAAGCGACAAGAUAAAAUCUAUUUAAGAUGCUGACAGAUCUUUUUUAUCCAAUAAAUUGUGCCAUGUAUAUUUGAUUACAUACUGUGUCAAAACGGCUGUCUAUCAAAAUUAUUUAAUCUAUUUAUUUCAAAUAUUUAUUUGAAAUAAGACUUUUUAUAAGAAAUGUGUUGUGUUCGUUCACUAUGUUUGCAGUACGAAUAAAUUUUACACCAUU
This is a messenger RNA of Mya arenaria, 5343 nucleotides long. RefSeq lists its product as uncharacterized. The coding region runs from base 439 to 5109 and encodes 1556 amino acids. The record is from RefSeq and is a predicted model, not a curated record. The transcript has 35 exons. NCBI's taxonomy places the organism in Eukaryota, Metazoa, Mollusca, Bivalvia, Myida, Myidae.